Messenger RNA from Impatiens glandulifera, 865 nucleotides. RefSeq names its product zinc finger A20 and AN1 domain-containing stress-associated protein 6-like. Lineage: Eukaryota; Viridiplantae; Streptophyta; Magnoliopsida; Ericales; Balsaminaceae. The transcript has a single exon. The record is from RefSeq and is a predicted model, not a curated record. Bases 195 to 674 code for a protein of 159 amino acids. Gene Ontology annotation, molecular function: DNA binding; zinc ion binding.
UCUCGCUCAUCCAGGCUGUCUCAUAAUUUUCAGAUUUGAUCUCUCUUGUUUGUUCGAUCAAUCAAAGAUUCAUCCCGAUCUUCUAGUUACCCCUCAGAAAUAAAACAUACCCAUCUGUGGAUCCAUUCCAAUUUCGUGUUUGUUUCGAAAUUUCUCAAGAGAAAAAAAGACAGAUUUUUUCGAAACAGAACACCAUGGCCGAAGAACACGAAUUUCAAUCCCCAGAAGGCCAUCAUCUCUGCGCAAACAACUGUGGCUUCUUCGGCAUUCCAGCAACUCUCAAUCUCUGUUCCAAAUGUUACAGAGAUCAUCAAUUAAAGGAAAAUCAAGCCAAAUCCGCCAUUUCAGCCGUCCAAAAUUCUCUCCUCCCCCCUCCUCCUUCUUCAUCCUCCAACACGGUUCUAGCAAUUGAAAAAUUAGAUCGGUUUGUGGUUGUUUCUUCUCCGGCGGAAGAGGAAAUCCGGCCAGCUGUGACUGUUAACACGAACAGAUGCUCCGCCUGCAGUAAACGGGUGGGUUUGACCGGAUUUACUUGCCGGUGUGGGUUUACUUAUUGUGGUAUACAUCGGUACCCGGAAGGACAUGGGUGUUCAUUUGAUUAUAAAUCUGCCGGAAAACAUGCGAUUGCUAGGGAGAAUCCGGUAGUGAAGGCUAAUAAGCUGGAGAAGAUUUGAUUUCAUGAAAUCCAGUCGGAAUUUCUAAACCAACACAAACCCAUCUUCCAUGAAUGUAAUUCCUCUCUUUUUUUCUUUUCUUUUUGUGUGUUUUGUUUUAUGGUGAUCCCAUUAUGUGUAAUUAGAAUGGUUAUGACUAAUAUUAAUAUGAUAAACAGACAAGAAUUAAUAAAAAUUAAAUUUUGAUUGUU